This is a messenger RNA of Penicillium maclennaniae, 2643 nucleotides long. Its product is annotated as SMEK family protein. Bases 1 to 2643 code for a protein of 880 amino acids. The record is from RefSeq and is a predicted model, not a curated record. The transcript has 9 exons. Gene Ontology annotation, molecular function: protein phosphatase activator activity. Gene Ontology annotation, biological process: protein dephosphorylation; DNA damage response. NCBI's taxonomy places the organism in Eukaryota, Fungi, Ascomycota, Eurotiomycetes, Eurotiales, Aspergillaceae. Gene Ontology annotation, cellular component: nucleoplasm; protein phosphatase 4 complex.
AUGGCGCUGGACCUACAGCCGCCCGACGGUCGCAAACGGGUCAAGGUCUACGAGCUGAGGAAUAAUGACUGGUUUGAUCGCGGCACCGGUUUCUGUACCGGCACAAUCAUGGGGGAGGAACCACGAAUAUAUGUCGAAUCGGAAGAUCAACCGCAGCGCGUUUUGCUCGAGACCAAGAUCACCAAAGAUGAUGGCUAUCAAAAACAGCAAGAGACCUUGAUUGUCUGGACGGAACAAAAUGGCACGGAUAUGGCGCUGAGUUUUCAAGAGGCCGAGGGAUGCGCGGUGAUAUGGGACUUCGUCAACACUGUUCAGCAACAUCUUUUGAGCAUAGCCACAGCCGACGACGCCCUCUCAGACGACCUCGAUAGCUACCAAUCCAUCGUAUUGCCCGCGCCGGAUCUGGGCAAUCUCCCUGAAAUUGAGCAGAUCGUCCGAGCCGCCAGCAUGACACAGAACGGUCGCGACGCGCUAUCGAAAUUUCUUAUUCGUGACGACUACAUCAACAAAUUGGUUCCCUUGGUGUCAACAGCGGAGGACUUGGAGAGUCUAACUGAUUUACAUCGCCUCUGCAACAUCAUGAAAUCUCUGAUUCUCUUGAACGAUAAUGCCAUUAUCGAGAUGGUAGUGUCCGACCAUAUAAUACUGGGAGUGGUCGGGGCUCUGGAAUAUGACCCCGAAUUUCCAACACACAAGGCAAACCACCGACAAUAUCUCGCAGAUCAGUCGCGUUACAAGGAAGUCGUUCCCAUCAAGGACAAUCAGAUUCGGCGAAAGAUUCGCAGUACUUGGCGUUUGCAAUACCUGAAGGAUGUGGUCCUCGCGCGGAUCCUAGACGAUCCGACAUUUUCCGUGCUCAACUCCCUCAUCUUUUUCAAUCAGAUGGAAAUUGUCAAUCACAUCCAGUCGAACGCCGUCUUCUUGCGCGAACUCUUUUCCGUGUUUGACCCCAGAAACACCGACGGCAAGCGCAAGGACGAUGCGGUUCAAUUUCUCCAUCAGUGUGCUGGAAUUGCGAAAAAUUUACAGGCUCCGUCGCGGGCCCAGCUCUUUGGCAACUUCAUCAGUCACGGACUGUUCGCAGUCAUCGCCUUCGCCGUGAAGCAUCCCAAUCCUGCCAUGCGCACGACGGGCAUCGAUAUUCUGGUAGCAUUGCUGGAUCAUGACCCUGUAAUGAUGCGCGGGUAUAUGCUCAAGGCAGUCAACGAGAAGAAGACACCACUCACGGAUACUUUGAUCGAUCUACUUCAUGCGGAGACCGACCUCGGUGUGAAGAAUCAACUCGCUGAUGCGAUCAAGAUCCUCCUGGAUCCUCAGAUUCCCCUGCAGGAUCCGCUCGCACGGGCUGGUCCCGAUUAUUUUAAAGUCCGCUCCUCCAACCUGCUCUCUGAUGCAUUUGUUCAGCAACAUUUCGAUGAAUCUUCCAAGCGACUAUUCCAGCCACUAAAACAACUUGCCAACCGUGCCUCCCUUAAUGACUUGACCUUCCAAGAAGUCACGCUUUACUCGCAUCUUGUUGACAUCCUCACCUUUUUCGUCCGUCAACAUCUCUUCCGCACCCGUAAUGCAAUCCACAGUGAACAGCUUGCUCCUCGAGUGGCCCAACUGCUCACAGCCCCUCAGAAAACCGUGAAGCUAGUUGCCCUCAAAUUUUUCCGCACACUUAUUAGCCUCCAAGAUACCUUUUACCAAGCCCUCAUGACGCAUAACAAUACCUUUGGCUUGAUUCUUGAUAUCGUCCUCGAAACCAUGCCCCGUGACAACCUUCUCAACUCCGCCUGCCUCGAGCUUUUCGAAUUCAUCAAACGGGAAAACAUUAAACCAUUUAUCGUCCAUGUGGUUGAGAAGUACCGUGAGAAGCUUAAACGAAUUACCUACGUUGACACCUUCCAAAAUCUCAUCCUGCGCUAUGAUCAGAUGCAAGGCUAUGGUGCCGAGGCCGAAUCUACGCUCUUUAGCCAAGAUGAGAGUGAUACACCGCAGCAAAUGCCCUUGAACGGUCAGCGCUGGCAGGGUGUGAAGGAAUUGGACGCGACGGAAGAGGAGUACUUCGCUGGAUCCGAUGACGAAGAUGAGUGGCAACAGGAAAAUCGUGCUGCUCUUACUGCUGGUACCGUCAAUGGAUCUGCUUCUCCAUUGGUCAAGCCACUGGUUGAUUAUCCAGAUGAUGACGAUGAAGAUGCGAUGGAUACUAAGCCCGAGGACGACCCACACAGACUUGCAGAAGAUCAGCCAUCAAAAGUGGCAGCUGUCCAGGGUGAGAAUUCCUCUGAAGCGACCGUCACCCCCACCUCGCCAACGCAGAAUCCCCCUGUUCUUGAACGCCUCGCCGAAAAACGCCGCCGCGAGGAAGAGGACGAGGAUGAGCUGGUCAAACUUGCCACUGGACCCAAGCGCCGGAGCUCUACAAGUAGUAAUUCCAGUGCUGGUUCAAUCCACCGGAAGAAGACCAUGUCAAUCGGCUCGAUCGGGUCCGCUGAAAAGAGCACCAUGUUAGGCGCCAACGCGGCGCCAAAGAGAAUCGCCAUCAACCUGGGCCCAGCGGUUAAGCCAUCUCUUCCCGAUGAGCCAUCUUGCGAAGACGCCCCAUCAAGCACCAGCGAGAAGGAAAACCAUCGCGACGACAGCCAGGGUGAAGGCUGA